Penicillium macrosclerotiorum is the source of this 1515-nucleotide messenger RNA. RefSeq names its product transcription factor domain-containing protein. Gene Ontology annotation, molecular function: zinc ion binding; RNA polymerase II cis-regulatory region sequence-specific DNA binding; DNA-binding transcription factor activity, RNA polymerase II-specific. NCBI's taxonomy places the organism in Eukaryota, Fungi, Ascomycota, Eurotiomycetes, Eurotiales, Aspergillaceae. Gene Ontology annotation, cellular component: chromatin. Bases 1 to 1515 code for a protein of 504 amino acids. Gene Ontology annotation, biological process: regulation of transcription by RNA polymerase II; DNA-templated transcription. The record is from RefSeq and is a predicted model, not a curated record. The transcript has 4 exons.
AUGGACCCUACCGCAUUCAGUUUUGAUUCCACCAGCAACGAUUCCACGAUAUUUGACCAAGUUUUAAAUCAGGCGGAGAAGGAACUACUCCACAUGUCUCCUUCGCUGGACAUUUCUACAUUGGAUUUUCUCAUACUGCCAGGGGGUAUCUCAGAUAUGUUCCGCGCAGAGAACCUAGAAUAUCUCGCUUAUUUCACGAGCACAAAAGGGAUGUCAAGCUUCACCGACCAGGCAUCAUUUUCAAGACGACAGAAAAUUAUAUCUGAGGCCUAUGAAAGGAAGCUUCGAAACGAAACAUUAAAUACGAAACUUUCUAAAACGGGGAACAAGAAAAUCCAAAAAAGCCCAAUAAAAUGGACACCAGACCCACUCAGCUUGAGAUCAAAUGAGAUUGUUGGGCUGAUGAGAUCUGUGAUAUCAAACAAGAAGAAUGAUGAGAUUAUCAAGCUUGAAUGGUCACCCCAGGUUCAGCAUCUGUGUUCGUACUUCUUCUCGCCUCGGAACAUUCGACGUUUUCUAGAGUACUUCUGGUCUCUCUGGUAUCCGCAUUGUCCAAUAGUUCACAAGCCAUUGUUUGAUACAUCCUCGGUGCUUACGCCAUUAUUAUGCGUUAUGGUUGUGAUAGGGGCAUGUUUGUCUCCAUACAAAGAGGAACCGGAGAUCUCCAGAACCUGGAUCGACAGCAUAGAAGAGCUGGUUUUCUCGAAUGAAUGCUUUGGUAGUGAUGCGAAACCGUUCCAAGAUGAUGAAAAUUCCAAGAAGGAAAGAGUUCAAUAUAUUCAAGCAUCUUAUUUGGUUUGCUCACUUCAGAAGCGUGAGGGGACCGAGGAGGCACAAGCAAGAAUGCGACGAUUUCGGCAUGUAUCAAUGGUUGCUCUUGCGAGACGGAUUGGACCCAAAGCAGCAUCUCACCGCCACCUAGGCCUACAAAAGCCAUCGGAGUCAUGGUGGAGACAAUUUGCACAGGAAGAGGAGUUGAUUCGGACUAUUAUUUUUAUUUUCCUGAUUGACGCCGCUCUCACGAUACUUCAUAAUUCUCCGCCUCGGAUGGUCGUUCUAGAACUGAAAAUGGACGUUGCUUGCCCCGAGGCUUGUUUUCAGGCCGAAUCCGCAAAUGACUGUUUCGAAGCUCUACAGCCGUGGGCGUCGAGUCGGUUUGGGGCCAAGCGCUUGUCCAUAGUUUCUGCUCUCCACAAUUCGCUUGUCUUCGAGUCAACAUUAGCUCCGAUUCAGACGGGAUUGAAAAAUUGGCGACGUAUCUGGGACGAAAGGGUCGCAGAGGAUGCUGAGUUAUCCGACACACCCGAAAAUAUGUGGAAGCAAGUUGGGUUUCUGCAACAGGCCUCUGAAUUCUGGCAGCUGGCUCGAAUCAUGGCAGACAAGAUUAUGUCAACAAGUCAUGAUGAGGAUGAUAAUGCUGCGGAAGUUUCUGAACCUAGAUAUGAUCACACGGACAUGGGGUAUGUGAACGAGUUGAUUAUGGAGUACCGAAAAUUAAAUCUCGGUGUGAACUAG